AUGAUAUUUCAGUUUGCUAAGUUUCUGUUCGACCGCCUGGCCGGUAGCAGCAGUGGUGGGCUGCUGUGGCCAGCCUACAGCUGUCUGUUGUUACUGAUAGACAACCCACUCUUCUUCUCCCAGUGUCACUCUGUCUACGGCAUUGAGUCUCUGGUGCGCAGUCUGAACGAGGCUCUGCUGCUGACCGACCUGGCGGUGCCGACACAGGGUCUGCUGCUCCUCACUGAGAUACUGGACAGGCAGCCCCCUAGCGAGCGUCUGUUCCCUGGUGCUUCAGGAUUUGCGGCGGUUGCUGAGGUGGUGUCAGCUGGAGUCUCCUUCUCCUGUCUGAAGGUGGCCACACAGGCUGCCAGCGCCGCAUCUGUACUGUUCAGACUGAACCACCAGUCCAGACCGGUGCUUUACGGGAAGAUAGAAGGAUUGAUUGAAGCCAUCACUAAGAGAUUCCCCGAGCUGCCAGUACCCUCUCAUCCUCAUCGUGGAAUCGCUCACAUCAAGUUCUCUCACCAGAGAAGCUGUGACAGUGAGCGGUCAUGUCCUGAGGCAAUUAACCUGUCUCAGUACAGGUGGACAGGCCAGUGCUGGAAACCAGAUCCCCCAUCCGUCUCAAACCAGCCUUCAAAAAACACCCCCACGACACAGUACUUUGCACAGUCUUGA
Messenger RNA from Notothenia coriiceps (black rockcod), 660 nucleotides. RefSeq names its product meiosis inhibitor protein 1. The record is from RefSeq and is a predicted model, not a curated record. Bases 1 to 660 code for a protein of 219 amino acids. The transcript is spliced from 6 exons. Lineage: Eukaryota; Metazoa; Chordata; Actinopteri; Perciformes; Nototheniidae. Gene Ontology annotation, biological process: meiosis I.